AUGAUGUCCGUGCAGCAGUACUGUCUACGGUGGAACAACCAUCAGCCGAACUUCAUCUCGGUCUUCUCGACGCUGCUGCACAAUGAGAGCCUCGUCGACGUCACGCUCGCCGCCGAAGGUCGGCAGCUGCAGGCGCACAAGGUCGUCCUGUCGGCGUGCAGUUCCUACUUUCAGUCGCUGUUCACCGCCAAUCCCUGCCAGCACCCGAUCGUGAUACUGAAGGACGUGCAGUACAACGAUCUGAAGACGAUGGUCGACUUUAUGUACUACGGCGAGGUGAACGUGUCGACGGAACAGUUGCCGCAGGUGCUGAAGACGGCCGAGAUGCUCAAGAUCAAGGGCCUGGCGGAGAUGCCGGAUGCGUCAGCCGUCUGUAAGGCGGACCUUAGCAAGCUUGAUCCGAGCGAGUUGCUGCAGGCGGCGAAUGUCAUCCCUGGUACGCCCGCUGACGCGAUAUGGGGCAGUGCCGAAUCUCAGCAGCAAGCGCAACAGCAGCAGCAGCAGCAACACCAGCAGCAGCAGCAACAACAGCAGCAGCAACAGCAACAGCAACAGCAGCAUCAGCAACACCAGCAUGCACAGCAUCACCAGCAACAAGCGCAACAUCAGCAACAACAGUAUCACCAUCAACAGCAGCAGCAGCAUCAGCAGCAGCAACAACAACAGUUGCAUCAGCAAACGCAGCAGUUGAGACGAACGCCCUCCCCAACGAUAAACAUGUCACCCGCGGCGCGAAGGAAACGGUUACGAAAGACAUCAACCGGAUCCGGUAUGUUAUCAGCCGAGCGGCUUCAGCAGCAGCAGCAACAACAGCAGCAAGCCGCUGCAGCAGCAGCUGCCGCAGCCGCUCAACAACAAGCGGCCGUCGUGGCCGCAGCAGCAGCCGCUGCUGCAGCAGCCCAACAACAACAGCAGCAGCAGCAGCAGGCAGAAGAGCAGCAACACGCUGCGAGUGCGGACGCGAGCACGUUAAAUCUCGUGCCCCAUCUGCACAUUCAGCAGCAGGUAGACAACAUAUCGUACGGUACGGCGACGGCAGGACACGAGGCGUUAGCGCUGGGCGCUGCCGCUGCCGUCGCAGCAGCAGCAGCCGCCGCCGGCAACAACAUCCGCAUCAUCAAGGAAAGCCCCAGCUCGGAAGUUGACCAGCAGCAGCACGAAUCGUCACAGGAAAGCGUGGACGAAACGGGACACCACAUGCCGAGCAUUAUCAAAACGGAAGACCUGAGUGGGGUUCCGCAGACCAUACCGAUGGACAUCUCGACGACACCGGCGGCCGUCAACAUAGCGCAAUCGCAAUCGCAGCAUACCGGUGGGCAAUGGACGGUAAUCGAUACGAAUUAUUCGCGGUUUGGUAUUGCGCCGUGUCAGACGAAUUUAGGACUGCAGCAGCACCAACAGCAACACCAGCAACAGGUGCAGCAUCACCAGCAACAGCAGCAGCAAGCGAGUCAGCAGCAGCACCAACAACAUCAGGGUGAUAGUCAGGGGUUGACCGGUGCCGGUGGUGGCCCAAAUGGCACCCCAAACGGUGGACCAGCGGGAGCUGGCGGUGGACCCGGGAAUGGUGGUGCCACCGGUGGCCAAAAUGCCCUCGUGAAUGCGUCCACCACGAACUCGAACGCGACGACACCACAGCCAACGACACCAGUGCAGAUCUAUCAGCACCCGUUUUCGCCCCAGAUCAUCUCGGUCAACCCGAACAACAUGGUCAACAGCUACCAGUCGUCGAACCUGUCCACACCGACGUCCCCUCAGGGUGGCGCAGAUCAGGCAGCGGGCCUGGUGUACAGCACUGGCACGCCUAAUCAAUCUCCACUAGGGCCCGGUGCGACACCGACGGCGGGUGCGAAUGGUGGGGGUGCGGCUGGAGGGAACGGAGCCGGUGUUGCGGGGGCGACCGGAGCUGCUGGCCAACCUGUCAAGCGGAAGCGAUCCGUAAAUCCGCAAGGCGAUGAAAACUUCCUGCGAGCACUCGAAGCGGUCCGGUUCGGUGGGAUCGGAUUCUGCAAGGCGGCCCGGUUGUACGGCGUCAACAACCGGACACUGUGGCUGGAGUACAAGAAGCGUGGGUACCCGAUCAGCCGGCCAAGCAUCAAGAACCGCAUCAAGCUAGAACCGAACAUAUCGCCACCACCGACGGCUACGACGCCUCCGGGAGACGAGAACGCUUCCAUGGAGCACUACGAUACGGCGUUAUCUUCACCUGCUCUCAACAUGUCCCUGCAGCAGCAGCAAGCGGCCGCUCAGCAGCAGCAGCAGCAUCAAGCCGCCCAACAGCAAGUGACGGCGGUUCAGCAACAGCAGCAACAACACCAGCAGCAGCAGAAUAACGACAGCGCGAAUGCGGCCGCCGCGGCUGUGGCAGCGGCAGCGGCCGUGGCCGCAUCGUCCACCCCACUCAUGUGCCCGCCUCACGGACACCCGAUGGGGGUGAUGGGCUUCCUGGAUACGAGGCACGUCGACUUUGCCACCACGACCAGCCUGCAUCAGAUGUCCCGCCAGCGGUAUCCGGACACGGCCACCGUCAACAUGAACACGGGCGCCGUCAACCUGCAGGGGUUGAACUUUAAUUCUAUGUAA
This is a messenger RNA of Anopheles nili, 2583 nucleotides long. Its product is annotated as longitudinals lacking protein, isoforms H/M/V-like. The record is from RefSeq and is a predicted model, not a curated record. Gene Ontology annotation, cellular component: nucleus. The transcript has 5 exons. Gene Ontology annotation, biological process: regulation of transcription by RNA polymerase II. NCBI's taxonomy places the organism in Eukaryota, Metazoa, Arthropoda, Insecta, Diptera, Culicidae. The coding region runs from base 1 to 2583 and encodes 860 amino acids. Gene Ontology annotation, molecular function: DNA binding; protein binding.